Molecule: messenger RNA, 474 nt
Organism: Neospora caninum
Lineage: Eukaryota; Apicomplexa; Conoidasida; Eucoccidiorida; Sarcocystidae
Exons: 2
Coding region: 1-474 (157 amino acids)
Source: RefSeq, a predicted model, not a curated record
AUGGCGCAUCCCACUUCUCUCUCUGGGCGUCAACGCCGCGUCAACACUCGACACUUGCUGCUGUGCUUUGUCAGCACCUUUUUAGCGGUUCCUUCUCUCUUCACUCCUUUGCCCGACUUUGCUGUUCAAGCGGGCGGGGUUGAAGAACCGACUGCACAAGAUGUGCUUUUCCGACACGGCGAGGAGGAAACCUUCGAGGAAAAAGAGCCCGUGAGACGAGAGGAAGAGGAACAGGACUUGAUUGCUGGAGUGUAUGGCGCCACCAGAUUUGGAGCCGCCGCAGAUAAAGAGCAUUCCGCACGCAGCCGCACAACCUCAAGACAAUCGAGAGGGCGAUCGACGUACUACUCGUCCCUGGGUGCCGGCCCUCACUACCGACAGGAAGAACCUCGCCUCCUACAUCAUCCCGUUCAUCACCCUCGUGGCCCUUCUGAACUUGGGCAUAGCUACCGCCUAUUACCACACCCAAAGUAA